Messenger RNA from Bombus impatiens (common eastern bumble bee), 3750 nucleotides. It is a transcript of the gene Top1, whose product is annotated as DNA topoisomerase 1. The transcript is spliced from 12 exons. Gene Ontology annotation, molecular function: DNA binding; DNA topoisomerase type I (single strand cut, ATP-independent) activity. The coding region runs from base 135 to 3221 and encodes 1028 amino acids. Lineage: Eukaryota; Metazoa; Arthropoda; Insecta; Hymenoptera; Apidae. Gene Ontology annotation, biological process: DNA topological change; DNA replication; chromosome segregation. Gene Ontology annotation, cellular component: chromosome; nucleolus. The record is from RefSeq and is a predicted model, not a curated record.
UCUCUAAGCGUAGGCUCGGCUGCAGUCUCACGCGAAGUGUAUAGUCGGAUAGUGGUGUGUGUGCCCCCAGUCUUCUUCUCUCGCUUCUGUUAGCCCUUGCGUCGCUAAAGUCUAUCAGUGCGUUUGUACGAGAAAUGGAGCUCGAGCAACCGACAACGCAGUCGAAUUCCGACUCAGAAAAAAAGAUCAAGGAAAAUAGCAAUGUGACUGGAAAUCAUAAUGAUGCUCAUAUAAAUGGCAUGUCAAAUGGAUUUGAUAAAAAAAGAGAACACAAAUCCGAACAUAGGGAUAAGGAUAAAGAACGAUCUCAUAAAUCAGAUCAUAAAGACAAAGAGAGAAGCAAAGAGAAGGAUAGAAAUCAUAAAAGUGAUCACAGGGAAAAGGAAAAAGAUAGACAUAAACAUAGUUCUAGUUCUAUUAAAGAAAAAGAUAAACAUGAUAGUAGCAGUAGUAACAAAGAUAAAGAUAAGGAUAGAAAGAGUAACUCAUCAUCUAGCAAGGAUAAAGAACACAAAAGUAGUAGUUCUUCAAGCAAAGAAAGAGAAAAGGAUAAAAGCAAAGAUAAAGAACAUUAUCACAGAUCUAGCUCUAGUUCAAGUUCCAAGGAUAAAGACAGACAUCACAGUAGUUCCAAGGAUAAAGAAAGCAAAGAGAAAGACAGAGAAAAAAGUAAGGAUAAGGACAAAUACAAACACAGUAUAAGUUCAAGUUCUCGUGACAAAGAUAAGGAUAAAAAUAUCUCUAAGGAUAAAGAAAAGGAGAGAAAACAUUCAUUAGAAAAGGACAAGGAAAGACAUUCCACAUCUCAUGCAAAUGACAAAGAAAAGCAUCGCUCUUCUGAAAAAGACAAAGAUAAACAUAAUUUAUCCAGUAAAGAUAAACAUCGCCAUGAUAAAGAAAAAGAUCGACAUCGUCAUGAGAAAGAAAAAUCAAAACAUAGAGAAGAUAAAGAUAAGAAAGAGAAGGAGAAGGAAGAAAUUAAAGUAAAAGAAGAAGUAAUGGAUGUAAAACCUAAUCACAUAGGAAAUGAAGUAUUUCAGUUUGAUGUUGGUCAAACCUUGAAGCAUGAAGUGAAAGAAGAACCUAUAUCACAAAUUGAACCUGAAGAUGAUGAUGACAGCGGUGGAGAACAACCGUUAUAUAUUAAAGAAGAUGAUGAUGACGAAGAAGCUAUGAAUGAAGAAGAAGGUAGUAUGGAUUCAACUGAUGGAAACGACACAAGACUUUCAGAUCUUCAUAAUACAACAAUUAAAACUGAGGAAGAAUCGGAUGAAGACAUGCCAUUGAGUGCAAGGUCCAUGGCUCCUACAAGUGUUAAAAGAAGUUUAGAUUCAGAGGAAGAAGAUGAUGUCCCACUUUCAGCACGUAAAAAGUCGAAGAAGAAUGAUACAAAAGCAAAGAAGAAAAAGCGAAAACAUGAAGAUGAUGAAGAUGAAGACGAAAUUGAACAAAAACCAAAGAAGAAAGGUGGAAGAGCAUCAAAGGGAGAAAAUUCUAGCCCAAGAAAAAAGAAGCAAGAAGAAGAACAAGAAGUUUGGAAAUGGUGGGAAGAAGAGAAGAAAAAUGAUGGGACAAAAUGGACAUUCUUGGAACAUAAAGGACCAGUAUUUGCACCCCCAUAUGAGCCACUUCCCCCUGAUGUAAAAUUUUAUUACUGUGGAAAAGAAAUGAAAUUAAGUCAAGAUGCAGAAGAAGUUGCAACUUUCUAUGCACGCAUGUUAGAUCACGAUUAUACUACGAAGUCUGCAUUUAAUAAUAACUUCUUCCAUGAUUGGAGAGAAGUGAUGACUGAAUCAGAGAGGGCUAAAAUAAAUGACUUGAGUAAGUGCAAUUUUAAGGAAAUGCAUUCGUAUUUUGUUCAAAAAAGCGAAGAGCGGAAAGCAAUGACAAAAGAAGAAAAGCAGAAAAUAAAAGAAACAAAUGAACAAAUACAAAAAGAAUAUGGUUUUUGCAUUAUUGAUGGACAUAAAGAAAAAAUAGGUAAUUUCAAGAUUGAGCCGCCUGGUUUAUUCAGAGGUCGUGGUGAACACCCUAAAAUGGGCAAAUUGAAAAGAAGAGUUAUGCCAGAAGAUAUUCUUAUUAAUUGUUCCAAAGAUUCUAAUAUACCAAAGCCACCACCAGGCCAUAAAUGGAAGGAAGUUCGGCACGAUCCUAACGUUACCUGGCUUGCAUCUUGGACAGAGAAUAUUCAAGGACAAGUGAAAUACGUUAUGCUCAAUCCAUCAAGCAAACUUAAAGGAGAAAAAGAUUGGCAGAAAUAUGAGACUGCUAGAAAAUUAGCACAAUUAAUAGAUAAAAUUCGUGCUGAAUAUAGGGAAGAUUGGAAAAGUAAGGAGAUGCGUAUAAGACAAAGAGCUGUUGCAUUAUAUUUUAUAGACAAAUUAGCUCUCAGAGCUGGUAACGAGAAAGAUGAAGAUCAAGCAGAUACUGUAGGUUGUUGUUCUUUACGAGUAGAACACAUUACAUUACAUGAGCAAAAGGAUGGAAAGGAGUAUGUAGUUGUAUUUGACUUCUUAGGUAAAGAUUCUAUAAGGUAUUACAAUGAAGUGCCAGUAGAAAAAAGGGUAUUUAAAAAUUUACAGCUUUUUAUGGAAAAUAAAUCACCAAGUGAUGAUUUAUUUGAUCGUCUUAAUACAACCGUUAUGAAUAAACAUUUAAAUGAAUUGAUGGAAGGUCUCACUGCUAAGGUCUUUAGGACAUAUAAUGCUUCAUGGACAUUGCAGCAGCAAUUAGAUAAAUUGACAAAUCCUGAUGAUACAGAAGCAGAAAAGAUUUUAUCAUAUAAUAGAGCAAAUCGAGCUGUUGCAAUAUUGUGUAAUCAUCAACGUUCAGUGCCUAAAACCCAUGCAAAAUCUAUGGAAAACCUUAAGGCAAAAAUAGAAGCUAAGAAGCAAGCUAUAAGUGAAGCAGAACAUGCUGUAAAGGAAGCCAAACGUGAUGCAAAGCAUGGAUCUGUUAAGGAAAAAGUCGUAUAUGAAAAGAAGAAGAAGGCUCUUGAUAGAUUAAAAGAGCAACUGACAAAAUUGGAGGUUCAAGCAACAGACAAAGAGGAAAAUAAAGAAAUUGCUCUAGGCACCUCCAAGUUGAAUUAUUUGGAUCCUAGAAUUACAGUUGCAUGGUGUAAGAAACAUAAUGUCCCUAUUGAGAAGAUUUAUAAUAAGACUCAGAGGGAUAAGUUCAGAUGGGCAAUAGACAUGGCAGGACCAGAUUAUGUAUUUUAACCCCAUAGAAGAUUGAUUAUUACGAAAAAUAACUCCCACUGAUUGUAUUUAGUGAAAUUUUCGUUAAAAUUAUUGAAGGAAAAAGUAAUGGUAUAAUUUUCUAUCUUUACAAAAAAUAAAUGUGAAAAUGCGAAGACAUAUUUUGUAUAGAACACUACGUUAAAUUUCGGUAAAGACUUUAUAUUCAGUAUGUAAUAAACACAUACUUGUAAUCUAGAAUUGAUCGCUUAGCAAUCAUCGCGUAAAAAUUUUAGCGGUCGCAUUUGCAUAUAGACGUUUAAUUGAUCUUAUAAAUAUUAGAAACUAAAAUUGAAUAGUUUGACGAAAAUUUAAAUUCGUGUUAGGUAGAAAUUUGUAAUAUUUGUGAAUUAAAAAAGCAAAAUUUGUGCAAGUGAUCUAAAUUUAGAGAAUAUAGCUCAAAGUUACUUCAGUAAAACAAGAAUUUUACAGUCUCUAAAUUUAGAAGUGCACAAUAAACAUUGGUUGCUGCAUUGUACAUAGGACUAUGAAAACUUUGCCAGCCAAGUAA